Molecule: messenger RNA, 921 nt
Organism: Angiostrongylus costaricensis
Lineage: Eukaryota; Metazoa; Nematoda; Chromadorea; Rhabditida; Metastrongylidae
Source: the annotation of a GenBank genome assembly
AUGACUGAAGUCCAGUGCGAUUCCACAGCUGAUAGAGUGCUUCAAUACAUGAAGAGAAUGGCGAUGGAAAGGGGGAUUGCCGACUUAGCAUCUUCUGAAUUGGCAGAAUAUCUCACAGAAAAUGAUCCUUUGAAAUACGUUAGAGAACAGUUUCACUACCCCAAAUGUGGCACGCUUCCAAAUGUUGAUAGAACUUUAUGCGAUCCAGAAUCCGAUGCAAUUUACAUGUGCGGAAAUUCAUUGGGUCUAAUGCCUAAAGCAACGGAGAAAAUUAUGAAGGAACAACUUGAUAAGUGGGCUAAAAUGGGUGUUUUCGGUCACACCAAUGGUGAUCUUCCGUGGGUUAGCUGCGACUUAUGCGCAGUAGAAGGUGUGUCUAAGCUAGUCGGAGCAAAACCCGUUGAAGUGGCGCUCUGCAACGGGCUUACUGUCAAUAUUCACGUUUUACUGACUGCGUUCUAUAAGCCAACAGAGACGCGUUACAAAAUAUUAUUGGAAUCAAGAGCAUUUCCUUCUGAUCAUUAUGCUAUUGAAUCGCAAAUUCGGUUGCAUGGUAGAACUGUAGAGGACAGCAUGGUAUGUCUAACACCUCGUAAAGGUGAAGAGGUUCUGCGGACUGAAGACAUCUUAUCGUACAUUGAGAAGCAUGGAGAAGAAAUUUCUGUCAUUUUUUUACCUGGUAUUCAAUACUUUACAGGACAACUUUUUGACAUACAUACCAUUACUGCGGCAGGUAAAAGGAAGGGUUGUUUUGUCGGUUGGGAUCUGGCUCACGCUUUUGCAAACGUCCCUCUUCAAUUACACUACUGGGAUGUGGACUUUGCCUGUUGGUGUUCAUACAAAUACGGUUGCACUGGAGCAGGAGGGCUUGCCGGACUAUUCGUGCAUGAAAGGUUUCUUGUUCAGAAUACGCCUAUUUAA